CCAUGAGCGACACAAGAAACAGUUCACUUUCGCUCACUUUUUCAAAAAGAGUGUAUUAAAAAGGUCUCUCGCUGGUGACCUGCGUCGUGGUAAAAUAUGAAUGAAGCGGAUCCGCUUUAUAUAUGAUAUAAAAGUACAAAGCAUAAAUAAUGGGGAACAGUGCUUUCAAAUCGCAAUGAGUACUGUUCCUUUAACCAUGUAGCUUUGAAUCAUAGCUGUAAUGCGCAACUGAAGAUGACAAAGUCAAACUCAUCUGAGAGUCUUUUCACCAUCAAUUAGGCAAAAUAUGCUAUCUAAAUCAUGUAAAAAGUUUUACGCGGUUGCAGUUGGUCGGGAGGUUGGGAUAUAUAAUACUUACUUCGAGGCAACCAAGCAAACGAAUAAGUAUCCAAAUUAUAGGUCAAAAAGCUUCAAGACAUUAGAACAGGCACAAGAAUACAUUCGAACCCAUGCGUUACGAAAAUCAGAGCAACAACCGACGUCGAAUGUCCAAGCACAAACUUCAACUUCAAGUCAGCCAAUUGUAUAUUAUUCAUCAGGCUUGCAAGCCGACGAUCGUUCAGGAGAAGGUUCUGUUUCCACUGACGGUUCACGAAACAAUAAAUCGAUACAAAUGGAAAUUCGCCCACAUCAAGUUAUUAUUCUCACUGGCGUUCUACAAAGAAAGUAUCAUUUUUUCUGGGCUAUCGAAUUUCGAUCCAGAGAGAGAUUCUUUCAGAUUGCUGAGCCAUUAUAUUCUAUGGAGGAUGAACACUUUAAAGGUUCAUUUUACGCAUUGACGAUUGCAGCCUUCACGUGUACAGAUCCUUCAAAAUUUUAUACAAUUUUCACAAACAAUGCAAGAGCUGGAACGUGGGUCAAUUCGGCCAGAAGUUCUGAUUAUAUGCCUCUUUUUGAAAAUGUGGUUGAUUGCGAAUUUUAUACAGCCAUACAAACGUUAUUUCGCAUCAAGCUACCACACCAGGCAGGUCUUCAUUCAUCAUGAACCAGACAUACAACCAGAGAUUCUAUUUUCAGAUUCACUUGAUCAGAGAGAGAUGACUUCAAGCACCAUUUUGGAUGUGCUUCGAAAUCGACUUUCUUCUUUUCAGUCCAUGAUGGGAAUGCCUGUUCCAGUAU
Molecule: messenger RNA, 1119 nt
Organism: Meira miltonrushii
Lineage: Eukaryota; Fungi; Basidiomycota; Exobasidiomycetes; Exobasidiales; Brachybasidiaceae
Exons: 1
Coding region: 287-985 (232 amino acids)
Molecular function (GO): RNA-DNA hybrid ribonuclease activity
Source: RefSeq, a predicted model, not a curated record